AGCGAAUUGCAGUAAUUUCAAUAUUUUAAUCAUUGUUGGACGCCCGCCUCCCAUGCGUUUCUUAUGGACCACCUAUGAUCGGCUCUUCCGCCUAAGCAGCAUUGUCAGCGGUCUGCGUCUGUCAGCGAACUCACCCGGCGACGGCAGACCGACAUUUUCCACUGCGGUUCAUUUCGCCCGGAAACUCACGAUGCAUUCAACGCAAAAUGCAGCCCACCGCAGCAACGGAAACUCGGACGGAGCAGAGAAGACUGGGCCGGAGCCCCCUGCUGGGAACACCCCCACGCUCCUUGUGGGGAACACUGGUUCCCCAGCGGGAGCGAGGCGGUUUGGAAACGUGCUCGACGUUAAUGACAGAAACAUUCGGACUCCCAGCCCUCUGUUCGGAGCCAAUUGUGAUGACGACUCCGAGGCAGAGUCUUUCCGGGAUGGGAGAAGCGAUGAGGUCGACCGGGAAACUAAGAGCAGGGCUUUCAUUUGGUGCCGGGACUUUUUAUCUGGAUCGUGGAGGACCAUCCACGAGACAGACUUUCACAUCAGCAUCGUCAGCGGGGGACUGAGUAAUCAGUUGUACCUUUGUAGUUUGCCUGAUCACAUUCCCUGUGUGGGAGAAGAACCUCGCCAGGUGCUCCUCAGAAUCUACGGUGCCAUCUUGCAGGGUGUGGACUCUUUGGUUUUAGAAAGUGUGAUGUUUGCCAUCCUGGCAGAAAGAACGUUGGGCCCAAAACUGUAUGGCAUCUUUCCUGAAGGGCGUUUGGAACAAUAUCUUCCGAAUACCCGUAUGCUCACAGAUCAGUUGGCAGAUCCAGCCAUCUCAGCAGAAAUUGCCAUCAAAAUGGCCCGCUUCCAUAAAAUGGUCAUGCCCUUUAACAAAGAGCCCAAGUGGUUGUUUGGGAGCCUCAAUAAAUACAUGGAUCAAGUAAUGAACAUCAAUUUUGUGCGUGAAGCACAUUUGAAAAAAUAUAAGAAGCUGAUGAAGUUGGACCUGCCUGCAGAGCUGGAGAACCUCCGUAAACUGCUGGCAGCAACUCCGUCACCAGUGGUGUUUUGCCAUAAUGAUGUCCAAGAAGGAAACGUCCUUGACCUAAAGGACAAAGACGGCAACUCAACCGACAGACUCAUGCUGAUAGACUUUGAAUACAGCAGUUACAACUACAGGGGUUUCGACUUUGGAAACCAUUUCUGCGAGUGGAUGUAUGACUACACAUACGACGAGUGGCCCUUUUUCAAAGCGACGCCAAAGAACUAUCCAUCAAGAGAGCAGCAGCUUCUUUUUAUCAGAAGUUAUCUGGGCGAAUAUGAGAACCACUGUGACGUUGGCGUGGACCCAACACAGAUUGAAGAAGACAUGAUCAUCGAAGCAAACAGGUAUGCAUUAGCAUCACACUUCCUGUGGGGGCUGUGGUCUAUCAUUCAGGCGAAGUUAUCCAAAAUUGAGUUUGGAUAUAUGGAUUACGCCCAGGUCCGCUUCGAUGCCUACUUCAAGCAAAAAAAGCUUUUCUCCUGAACGCUGCGGCAUUGAUCUGCUCCAUGUUUGUUUUCAAACUUUUAUGGGCCUUUGCAGGAAUGUCAACAAUUCCCAAAAUCCUAUGAUAUUAAUAGAAGUGAAUCUCCACAAAGAGAGAACUCUCAUUUCCAUGUGGUUUAUGAUAAGGAGAGACGUUCUGCUGCUAUGGAGAGCAGGAAGACUGUUAUCAUUUUUUAUUUGCUAUUUUCUUCUGUUGGUCAGUUUGUUUUUGCAACUUUGAAUUUCCUUGGACCAGUUUAUGUUUAUGUAUUUUCUGCUUGUGAAUUUGAUUUUGAUCUGGAUCACUGAUUUUAAUUUAAGGUGACAUCACAAUUUAAGCACUCUACCUUUUAGUCACUGGCAAAAAAAAAGCUAGGUUAUUCCUAGAAAUUGACUAGUGUGCACUUCUGCUGCACGAACUGACUGUUCCUUUUUUUGUCUUCAACUGUCUAUACUUUAUUUAAAAAGCAGUUUAUGUUUUAAUCCUAAAGUUAUUUUUCUUCUUUUUAUGUCAGUAUUUAGUUUUGUUAGGUUUUCUCUGCUAGCAAAACUAGGAUGUAUUUUUCAGAUAUCAGGUUUUGUUCGAUGUCUGCGAGCUCAUGUUUUUUUAAACUUUAAUUAAUGAAUGUACAAAGUACACACCUGUGCGUAUCCACUCCAUUUUCUUACAUUAGAAACAAGCGAUUUUAUGUGCAGCUGUUUUUGAAUCCGUCCUUUUCCAGUUAAAUAUGGCUAUAUUUGCACUUAUAAAUAAAGCCACUAAACUGAC
This is a messenger RNA of Oryzias latipes (Japanese medaka), 2276 nucleotides long. RefSeq names its product choline kinase beta (gene chkb). Gene Ontology annotation, cellular component: cytoplasm. Gene Ontology annotation, biological process: CDP-choline pathway; phosphatidylethanolamine biosynthetic process. Lineage: Eukaryota; Metazoa; Chordata; Actinopteri; Beloniformes; Adrianichthyidae. Gene Ontology annotation, molecular function: choline kinase activity; ethanolamine kinase activity. The record is from RefSeq and is a predicted model, not a curated record.